AUGACACAACAAAAGUCUGUUCGCUUCUCUGGUAUGAUUGGAUUCAGUGACAAUCGCACUGGAUAUCUACCGUUUGAGAAUCGUAACGACGCUGAAGAAUCCAGCACGGCGUUUCAACGAUGGAAUGUAAAGCCUCAACCUCCAGCGCGCACAGGUUCAUUUCCAUACUGCAGGCCCAUUACUAUGCCAGUAUGCAAUCUUCCUCCUACGCUUCCGCAACGCCGAAGAACCAUGGAAUACAGUCAAAUGAGCAGAGCCGAGGAUGACUCCAUCCUGUAUGCUCCUCAAAAUGAUUCUUUGGACAUUUCAGGACGAUCCUUGGACAGUAUGAUGCCAAGGGCCGUCAAACUUGCAGAGACAUCUAGCUGGUUCUCACUAAUGUCAAGAGACGGUGAUGAUAAGUCUGCUCCGGUGAUGCCCAAGCGAAAACUGUCUGGCAACCUUGAUACACCACCCACGAGUCCCGACAGCAGUACCAAUGGGGAUGGGAGUGUAGUGCAUGGCAGUACUGCUGCCCAAUGGGAAUACAAUGUACCGUCGUCACCUGUGUUCGAAUAG
Molecule: messenger RNA, 558 nt
Organism: Cylindrotheca closterium
Lineage: Eukaryota; Bacillariophyta; Bacillariophyceae; Bacillariales; Bacillariaceae
Source: the annotation of a GenBank genome assembly